Syngnathoides biaculeatus (alligator pipefish) is the source of this 6793-nucleotide messenger RNA. RefSeq names its product calmin-like. The record is from RefSeq and is a predicted model, not a curated record. Lineage: Eukaryota; Metazoa; Chordata; Actinopteri; Syngnathiformes; Syngnathidae. The transcript has 11 exons. The coding region runs from base 473 to 3580 and encodes 1035 amino acids. Gene Ontology annotation, cellular component: nuclear outer membrane; cytoplasm; meiotic nuclear membrane microtubule tethering complex. Gene Ontology annotation, molecular function: actin filament binding. Gene Ontology annotation, biological process: nuclear migration.
AAUCCCGCCCUUCUCGGAAGUACCAACCAAGUGCUUUGGACUUCCUCUUCAUACGCUCUCGUACCCACGGGUUGUAUUCUUCUCCUCACAGACCUGAAACGAGUUCACUGUAAAGAAGCAGAAGGAAAGAAAAACACAUUUUUCCAUCUUUGGCACCAUGUCUAUUGACUGAGUUUCGCCAUUUCAGUCUUUCGUUGACUGAAUGCCUCUCUGUCGGAUCACUGGACAAUAGACAGUCUGUCUGCCCGCUGCAGAAAACAACUUCGCCUUCAGUGGGGCAACCUCCCGGUGUGUUCUUUUCUGGGUUUCAGAACUUUCCAGUGAUCCUGAUGGCUGCAUACGAGUGGGACGACUGGUUCGAACGGGAGGAGUUCAUUGGACAAAUAAGCGACAUGCGAGUGCAGAACCUCCAAGAUCUGUGGAACUGAUCAUUGAUGACUUGGUCCAGCUCCGGUGACUCCUCCAUUGCAUCAUGAACAGUGAUCCCAUCUUCCUUACACAGCAUAUCAUUCUCUGUGAGCAUUUGUGUAAUCCGCCCAUUGAAGUCCAAGAUCUUUUCCAAGAUAUCCAGGAUGGACGUAUCCUCAUGGCUCUUCUGGAGGAGCUUUCAGGAUGCAAGCUGCUUCAUGGGUUGAAGAAGUCAUCCCAUCGAAUCUUCAGACUUAACAAUAUUGCCAAAGUCUUGUCUUUCCUUGAGGAGAGAAAUGUAAAGCUUAUCAGUAUUGAUGCUGCUGAUGUUGUGGAUGGAAACUCAUCCAUCAUCCUAGGACUUAUUUGGAACAUCAUUCUCUUCUUCCAGAUUAAGGAGUUGACUAGUAAUUUACGGAGCCAGUUUUCCUCUACCUCCAGUUUUUCAUCCAUACCGACCAGCACUCACCGAUCCAACUGCAACACGUCAAUGGCUGUAGGGCAGAUGGUGACCACAACCACAGAAGAACACAGCAGGCAGUUUAAAAAAUUGCUGCAGUGGGCACAAAAGCAAACCCGCAGGUACGGUAUUGCAAUUCAAGACUUUGGAAAGAGUUGGACAAGUGGUCUUGGUUUCCUUGCCAUCAUCAAAUCCAUUGACUCCAGCUUAGUAGACAUGAGGAAGGCCUUAAUGAGAAAUGCCAGAGAAAAUCUUGAGGAUGCAUUUAGGAUUGCCCACUACAGCUUGGGUAUCCCAUGCCUUCUGGAGCCGAAAGAUGUGACUAUCAGUGCACCAGACGAACAUUCCAUCAUGACAUAUGUAGCACAGUUCCUUGAGCACUUCCCUGCCAUAGAGGAGCAAAAAGAGCGUUAUCCACUAAUCAAAAGGAGUAUCUCUAUGGGACGACUCUGUAACCUUGACACCCAACAUUUAGGAAAUAGUGUUCAUAGCAGCAGAGUGAGAGAGCGGCGCAUCAUGUUCCAGAUGGACUGUGCACAACCUCCGCCCCAAAUCUUAUUUUCUUGUGUGUCAGAGAACAGAGGGUGCCUUCCACUGUCCAUUCAACCAGCAAUGUCUCGCAUAUGGUUUAGUGAAGACCUUUUACCUCAUUCCACCAGGUUGGAAGACAAUUUAAGGAGUGCAGAAGAAAAUGCUAAGGAAUCUACAGAAGAAAUCACAACCAACUUAACCAGUAACUCUCUUCAAUUAACACAUAGUAACUCUUUAUUUGACUCUAUGUUGCCCAAGUUAGUGAAAACUGAGUCUGUCAUGGGUGAUUCUGCUAUUAGCUUUCCAGAUUCCUGGGUGGAGAGUAAGGAUGGAGUUGUUCCAGUAAAAUGCUGUGAGAGUCAAAGUGAUUCCGCAACACAUUGUGAGAUGGACUGUGCAACCCAUGUGGAUAUUACUUGUUCUGAUGGAGUACCCGUCCCAGUUAAACAUGAAGUACCAGAUGGCCAGUCAGUUUCUGAGUCAUAUACUGUUGAAGGUAUUUUUUCACUAAACUGCAGGGAUGAUAUACAGGUGAAAGUCCAAGAAAAACAAAAAGAACAAAGGGAGUUGGGUUACAAGGGAGUUGAAGAAAAGAAAGAGGUAGAUUUCAAGAACCGGACCGAAUACAUUUUACCAACACAGUUGAGAAAACUUUCAUUGGAAAAUAUACAUGAGAACAAAGAUUUUAUGUUUCGACAGAUACAUGCAAAUUAUUCUCUUAAAGAUGAAGGACUUUCCAAGGGGGAACCUCCAGUUAGAAGAAGGUCAUCAUUUGGCGCUCAAGAGAGUGAUGAUAACCAAUUUCAUGCAUGUCCAAAAACUAAAAAGCAACUCUCUUCUCAGCAAGAACUUUCAGAGGUGUUAAGUGUUCCAUCAACUUCGAAUGAAGAACAGAAAUGUUUGAAGCAAGAUAUGGACCCUUUGGGGAAUUCACAGGUGGAUGAAAAAAUAACUGAUUCUCAAGAUGUCAAGGGACUUGAAUUGGAAAAUGAAUGUUACAAAACAGAUUGUAGAUACAAACAAAUGAGUGCAAAUUCUAUUGUGAAUUAUGAAGUAUUCCUUAUGGCCCACAAUGACAAAUGUGUGUCCGAUGCAGAUGACUAUCAAUUGGAAAGUGAUAAUACGAACCAAGACAAGUGCUUUAUCAAAACUGAACUGGAACCAUAUUACGACAAACAAAUUCAGCAGCAGGAUAGUGUUACAUCAAGAUCAUAUAAUCAGGGUUUCUUUAAGCAAUCUGAUUCAGAAGUUAAUGAAGGACAGUUUGAUUGUCAGAAAAGUCUCAUGAGGGUAAAUAUUGAUAAUGUAUUUCAGGUGGAAAAUGAAUGGGAGAAAUCAGUAUGUUCAUUGCAGGAUAGAAAACAGUCAGUAGAAAACUUUUUACCUCUUGAGGUGAUUUCAGAAAACCAAAAGGAAGUGAUUGGUUACUCAGAUCUACAAGCAAAGCUGAGCACAGAGAACCAAUAUGGAGAACUAAAAAUAAGUUCAAACUAUAACGCAGAAACUUAUUCUGUGAAUACAGAUAACAUGUCUCCAACUACCCAAAAAGCUGGACACCUAGUUGCCUCACAAAACACUUUUGAUUCAGAUAAUACUCAGCCCCAAGGUAAUAAUGGUGACUUAUGUUAUGAACCACCUGGUUCAUCCAUGAAAAUGAAUGCUUUUUCCACAGACUUCAGCCAAGCUAGUGACUUUGUCGAGCCUAUGGAUUUGUUUUGUCCAUACAAAGGGGAAGCCCUGUUUCCAGAGCCACAUGAUAAAAUGCAAAGCUGCCCAUCUGUUUUGAGUGUAACUGCCCUUGAGCAAGCUCCAGCUUCCGAGACUGUACCUGAAGAUCAACCACUUUAUCUGAUGGAUGAAGACUUUGUGAAGUUUUUAAAAGACGACAAGGUGAUGACUGACAUCAAAUAUAAGACUUUCAGCACAUCUGAACCAAAAAAACAGUGCCAAGGGCAUGUAGGGCAAAUCAAAGGAUUCAUAGGAAGUGUUUUUCCACCUGACUGCAGUGGUCUCAGUGAGACUCAGCAAGAUCGCCAGGGUUCUUCAGAGACUAUGAGGUGGCGUGAGAGCUGGGAGCCUUAUCUGCUGCUUGUACUGUGGCUGCUACUCUACUGCUUGUGGUUGUUGCCACAAAUGGAGCUGAAGACUUUGCCCAAUCUGCUCUUCAACAUCAACUAUUAAAGAUAUGCAUCCAAAUGAACACAUAUGCAAACACAGUCGUACACACACACACACACACAGUUUUAGCAGUUUUUACAAAAGUACAACCCCAAUUCCAAUUAACUUGGAACAUUGUAUUAAACAAAAAGAGAGAACCAUGAUUUACAAAUCAUGUUCAACCUGUCCAUCCAUCCAUUUUCUGAGCUGCUUAUCCUCACAAGGGUCACGGGAGUGCUGCAGCUUAUCCCAGCUAUCAUUGGGCAGGAGGCAGGGUACACCCUGAAAUGGUUGCCAGCCAAUUGCAGGGCACAUAGAGACAGGCAACAGUCGCACUCACAAUCAGCAAUUUAGAGUCUCCAAUUUAUUAAUCUGAUUAAUGUUGCAUGUUUUUGGGAUGUGGGAGGAAACCAGAGUGCCCAGAAAAAACCCAUGCAGGCAUGCGGAGAACAUGCAAACUCCACACAGGCGGGGCCAGGAUUGAACCCAGCUCCUCAGAACUCGGAGACCAAAGCUUUACAGCUGAGCCACCAUACCACAACAUGUUCAACCUAUAUUUAAUUGAUUUCAGUACAAAGACAAGAUAUUUAAUGUUCUUCUUAUUGCUCUUUGCAAAUUUUCAUCCAUCCUUUUUCUGAGCUGCUUACCGUCAGAAGGGGUCAUGGGAAUACUGGAGCCUAUCCCAGCUAUCAUCGGGCAGGAGGCAGGGUACUCUAAACUGGUUGCCAGGCAAUUGCAGGGCACAUGGAGACAGACAACAGUUGCACUCAACAUCACACCUAGGGGCAAUUUAGAGUCUCCCAUUAAUGCAUGUGUUUUGGGAUGUGGGAGGAAACCCACACAGGGGGGGAUGGGAUUUGAACCCCGUUCCUCAGAACUGUGAGGCCAACACGCUACAGCUGUGCCACCGUGGCACUUGUUUUUACUUAUCAGGUUUAAUUGUGCCUUCAUAGAUGGAUAGUUACCCAUGCCAUUGGCACUAACAACAUUGGACUCACGGGUGAAGAGAGGGGCGAAGGGGUCAACUGAUCACCACCUGGUGGUGAGUUAGCUCCAAUGGUGGAGGAAGAUUCCGGUCCAGCAUGGCAGGCCCAAACGUAUUGUGAGGGUCUGCUGGUCAUGUCUAAAAGAUUACCCUCUCAGAAGGACUUUCAACUCCCACCUCCGAAAGAGCUUUGCUUUUGUUCCAGGGGAGGCCGAAGACAUUCAGUCCGAGUGCAGGAUGUUCUGCGCCUCAAUUGCUGAGGUGCCUGACCGGAUCUGUUGGAAAUUGGAGACCAUGGCCCUCAGUCGGAAACAGUUGGUGUGCCGUCUCUGAGUCAGGGAUGAAAUUCUGCCUAAAGUGGAGUUCAGGUAUCUUGGGGUCUUGUGAGGGAAGAAUGGAGUGACAGAUUGACAGGCGGAUCGGUGCAGCAUCUGCUGUGAUGUGGAUUAGUCUGUUGUGGUAAAGAGGGAGCCAAGUAGAAAGGCGAAGGUCUCAAUUUACCAGUCGAUCUACGUUCCUACUUUCACCUCUGGUCACGAGCUGUAGGUCGUGUUCGAAAGAACAAGAUCCUGGAUACAAGCGGACAAAAUUAUGCUAACCAUGUUUCCUUUGCAGGGUGUCCGGGCUCCCGUUUGGAGAUAAGGGGGGGAAGCUCGGUCAUCUGGCAGGAGAUCAGUGUUGAGCCACUGGUCCUCUGCAUUGAGAGGAGCCAGAUGAGAUGGCUGGGGCAUCUGAUUUGGAUGCCUCCCGGACCCCUUCCUGGUGAGGUGUUCCGGGCAUGUCCGAGACACCGGGGAUGUCCUAGGACACACUGUUUCACGGCUGGCCUUGGAACGCCUCAGGAUCCCUCCUGAAGAGCUGCAUGAAGUGGCUGGGGAAAGGGAAGUCUCGGCCUCUCUGCUAAAGCUAUGGCCACCACAACCUGACCCGGACAAGUAGUAAAAGAUGGAUAGAUGGAUGUAAAAUGGCAUAGAAUAAACUAUUUUUCAGUUAUCAUUGCAAAUGUUGUUGCACAAUAACUCCAGUUUUGAGUCUUGGUGCCACUAGAUUAAUCGCAUUUCCAUAAAAAAUGAACAUUAGGACAGCUGUCACCAUUCUUCAAGUCCUGGUGGUAUGUAGUAUGACUUUGUAAUGUUAAAUAAAGUAUAAACAGUUACAGGGUCAAAUUCUAGUACUUUCAGAGCAUGCGGGGAUUUCCUGCCAAUUUUACCACCUAUUUUACAAGAACAACUGUCAGUUUUGUUGUAUGAAAAUGUUUCCUCUUGUGAUGUUUAUUUUGAUUAAACAAAUAUAAAGUCAAGACCAAAAUGUACAAAAGCUCGUUUAUUUUAUGUAUUUGAUUUUAAUGAGCAUUUGGCAGUGUCAGUGGUGGCCUUAAUGGGGCCCUGUGGCGCCCCAUAUUCAGAGCUUGGUCCUGAGUGGUGGGGAAAGUGAAUGUUUAAUGAUAUCCUUGCUCUGUGCAGAUUUCCGCACCAAAAUCAGCCAAGCAUGUGUUGUAUUUUUAUUGGCUAUUACUAUUACUAUUUUACUAUUAAAAGAACUUGGCAAUUUAUUUUUUUUUUUAAUGUCAAAUUGUGUACUGAGUAGUAUAAUAGGACAUUAGAGUCUCUGUCACUGCCAUGGCAAAUCCAAACCACAAUUGGCCAAUGAUAAUUUGACCUUUUGUGCUAGCUUUGGUAUUUAUAUGAAGUUGUGUGUGAUAUGUGAUAAAGUCUACUACACACUUAAAUGAUCAGUCAAAAAUGAGUUUUUGUUUUUCUUUUAAUUUUAUUUCAAUUGGAUCAUUUUUGUUGUGACUGUUUUUUAAGCAAAAAAAAAGUGUGUGUUUUAUUGUUUUGUGUUUAUAUAUCCCACUAUUGUUUUAGAGAUAUUUACAAUGGUUCAUUUGUGUGCUAAAUUACACAUCGGCAAAGAUGGAAGUACUGUACUGUACGUUUUCACCAAAUGAUAAAAAUACAGUAAAUUAGACUUUGUUUUUCACAGUUAUUUUAUCUUUUGGUUAAUCAUCAACAUUUAGGUUUAAGAGCUAUUUUUGCAUCAUGUGUCUUUAUACUAUCAGUGUAUUUGUAAGUUAAGUUGUUUGAAAUAAAGAUUACUUUUACCAUGGACCCAUACAUAUAAAAACCUUAUGUUUCUGGGCAGCUUUUGUCUUCUCCUUUGGCUAUCCUGCCAGAAGACACACGUCUCGUGUGCGCAGAUGCCUAGAUAAGACCCGGACGUCUGUAUUGCACAUUCCUUUGUAAUAAAUCCAU